Colletotrichum acutatum is the source of this 1020-nucleotide messenger RNA. RefSeq lists its product as uncharacterized. The record is from RefSeq and is a predicted model, not a curated record. The transcript has a single exon. Bases 84 to 833 code for a protein of 249 amino acids. Lineage: Eukaryota; Fungi; Ascomycota; Sordariomycetes; Glomerellales; Glomerellaceae.
UGUCAGCCAGAAAUUUAGUGCUCCGACAAAAUGCAGCCAACGACGAACGAGGACGCCGACAGCGAGGCAUUCAACUCGCCACAAUGCCUUGCCUCGCCUCUGCCAUCUUCAAGUUGGAUGCCUCCUCCCAAUUGCGACGACCAGUGCUGGGAUUAGGUCGUCCUCAACGAACGAACCGCUUUUUGCCAGCUGGUCCCUGCUACCCGAGCUUUCAACGUAACGGCGAAAACUCCGUCCUCACCCCCAGCUCAUCACGGCUAGCCUCGACGCGAUUUACUUGCUUAAUGUCCUCUGCUUCUUCACCGGCUCGCCUAGACCACCUUGCGGGGAUACCUCUCCAGAUUAGCGAUGGUCAUCCCACAGGGUGCGGCUGGAAAUUGGCCUUUUUCCCGUCUUCAUUUCCUGUUCGCGGUGUAUUCAACAGCCCCCAAGGUCGAGGGCGGCUACACGGCAGGAAAGAGUGGCCUAGCAAUAAUGGCUUCCGGAUAAUGAGUAUGACGCAACACUCUGAUCGCAGCGUCUCAUUGAAAAUCCCUCUUGGCCCUGCAGUCAGGCAAGCGUUGACACGGACAAGGGUAAGCUUAACCCCCGGUCCCGUUCACUACCUGUGGACCUUAUCCGGCGAGGGUUGCAACGGCCACUGCAAAAAAAGAAGUGAAAAAUCUGGGCUUCUGUUUCGUUCGAGGAACACCUUGACUCCCUCUGACCGCGAGCCCACUGAUCUGAAGAGCAGGGAGUCCAGGGACUCAGGGAGAGGGUUCGCAACAAACAGAGAGCGAAUUGAUGUCACCUGUGGACCCAGGCGUCAGCUUCGUCGCAUUGCGGCACCUUGACACCCUGGGCGAAUCCGUCGUUGGAUCCCUCCGAGGAGCCUCUUGGCCGCAUCUUCUCUGCCAUUGCCCGUCGCAAGUGAUGCGUCGUAGCAUUGAAGAAGGUGGCAUGCCGCAGAGAGGUGAUGCAAUGGGCCGUCAGCUGCAUCAGUGUAGACGUUUGCAUUCACUUGCGGCGCACCCCGCCGCG